Molecule: messenger RNA, 706 nt
Organism: Lycium ferocissimum
Lineage: Eukaryota; Viridiplantae; Streptophyta; Magnoliopsida; Solanales; Solanaceae
Product: transcription elongation factor 1 homolog
Exons: 5
Coding region: 201-467 (88 amino acids)
Biological process (GO): transcription elongation by RNA polymerase II
Cellular component (GO): transcription elongation factor complex
Molecular function (GO): RNA polymerase II complex binding
Source: RefSeq, a predicted model, not a curated record
CAGUAUGCUAGUUUAGCCCAAGUCCAUAUAUAGUAAGCUUCCUAAAAUAAACGGCCCACUACUAGAGUCUUCUAUUUGUGGGGCGAAACUACUGCCUAUAAAUACCCCAAAUCCCAAAUAUUUUCCCACGCAGUUACCAAUUUUGCAGGAUCUUAAUAUACACUACUGUUAGUACUUUUUGGGAGAAGUCUGGUUGAAAAAUGGGCAAGAGGAAGGCAAAAGCAAAGCCAGCACCAAGAAAAAAAAGGGACAAACUUGACACGGUCUUCAGUUGUCCUUUCUGCAAUCAUGGAAGCAGUGUAGAAUGUCGCGUUGAUAUGAAGAACUUGAUUGGUGAGGCCAUAUGCAGGAUUUGCCAAGAAAGCUUUAGUACUACUGUGACAGCUUUGACUGAGCCGAUAGACAUAUAUAGCGAAUGGAUAGAUGAAUGUGCACGUGUCAAUAACCUUGAAGAUUAUGAAGACUAGGAAGGAGGCUAGACAGCCAUUUAAAGGGAAUACUUCAACAGCAAAGCUUAUCUCAAAUCUGAGUGCCACCAUAACGAUGAAGCUACCUCGAGGCUAAUGUAGUUAGUUGAUCCUACUGGGAUUUGUAAAAUAUGUUAUGAAACAGUACCUUAUAUAAAUGAAACAUUUGCAAAAACAUUCUUCUUACUUCUGAGUUGAAGAAACUGAAAUUGUUGUGAUAGAAAGUCAAAUUUUGCUUA